AUGGAGCCGCGGAGAGGGAGGAGGAUGCUGAGGGGUCAGCUCGCUGCUCUCCUCCUCUUCCUCGCCUCGGCCUGGUUCUGGGUCCCGGUAGAAGCUCGGAGACCCCCCAGGCCCCCUCCUUGCCCUCCGAGCUGCUCCUGCACCCGGGACACAGCUUUCUGCGUGGAUUCCAAGGCCGUGCCCAAGAACCUGCCCCCCGAAAUCAUCUCCCUGACGAUGGUGAACGCGGCUUUCACCGAGAUCCGGGAGGCUGCCUUCGCACACAUCCCCUCCCUCCAGUUCCUCCUCCUCAAUUCCAACAAGUUCACCCUGAUUGGGGACAACGCCUUCGCUGGGCUGUCACACCUCCAGUACCUGUUCAUCGAGAACAAUGACAUCCAAGCUCUCUCCAAGGGCACUUUCCGUGGGCUCAAGUCCCUGACCCACCUGUCCUUGGCCAACAACAACCUGCAGACACUGCCCCGGGACCUCUUCAAGCCACUGGACAUCCUGAGUGACCUGGACCUCCGGGGCAACACCCUGUCCUGUGACUGCAAGAUCAAGUGGUUGGUGGAGUGGUUGGAAAACACCAACACCACAGUCCCUGCCACCUUCUGCAGCAGCCCCGGGCACUUUGAGGGACAAAGGAUCCGGGAUUUGGCACUUGGGGACUUCCAGUGCAUCACCACGGAUUUCGUGGUCCACCAGGUGCUGCCCUUCCAGGCUGUCUCAGCAGAACCUUUUACCUAUGCCAGUGACCUCUACGUGGCCCUGGCCCAGCCUGGUGCCAGCAGCUGUGCCAUCCUCAAGUGGGACUACGUGGAACGCAAGCUCAGGGACUUCGACCACAUCCCUGCUCACUCCGCAGUGCACUGCAAGCCCAUCGUGGCUCAGGACCAGCUCUACGUGGUGGUUGCCCAGCUUUUUGGGGGCUCCUACAUCUACCGCUGGGACACGGCCGUGGACAAAUUCAUCAAGAUCCAGGACAUCGACAGCCAGAAAACCCGCAAGCCCAACGACAUCGAGGCCUUCCAGAUCGAGGGCCACUGGUAUUUUGUCAUUGCUGACAGCUCCAAGGCCGGUUCCACCAGUCUCUACCACCUCAACCAGAAUGGUUUUUACUCCCACCAAGCCCUCCACGCCUGGCACCGCGACACCGACGUGGAAUACGUGGAAAACGAGGGGAAACCCCGGCUGAUCAUCUCCAGCAGCUCCCAAGCUCCCGUCAUCUACCAGUGGAAUAAGAGCCAGAAGCAAUUUGCCCUCCAAGGGGAGGUGGGGGAGAUGCUGGACGUGCAGAUGGUGAAGCAUUUCCAGGUGAAAAAGGAACAUUUCCUCUGCCUCAGCCGCUACAUCGGAGAUUCCAAGGUGGUGAGGUGGGAAGGGCAGCGGUUCCUGGAGCUCCAAACCCUCCCAUCCCGGGGUUCCAUGGUGAUGCAGCCCUUCCUGGUGGGACAAAAGCAGUACCUGGCCUUGGGCAGUGAUUUCUCCUUCACCCACCUCUACCUGUGGGAAGAGGAGAAGCAGAAAUUCCUCAAGUUUCAGGAGCUUUCCGUCCAAGCCCCUCGGGCGUUCCGGUUCGUUCCCGCUUCCGACGUCCAACUCCUCCUGGCUCCCAGUUUCAAGGCCAACACUUUGGUCUACAGGCACGUGGUGGUGGAUCUCAGCCUCUAG
This is a messenger RNA of Calypte anna (Anna's hummingbird), 1653 nucleotides long. RefSeq names its product leucine-rich repeat LGI family member 3-like. Gene Ontology annotation, biological process: regulation of exocytosis. The transcript has 8 exons. Gene Ontology annotation, molecular function: protein binding. Gene Ontology annotation, cellular component: synaptic vesicle. The record is from RefSeq and is a predicted model, not a curated record. NCBI's taxonomy places the organism in Eukaryota, Metazoa, Chordata, Aves, Apodiformes, Trochilidae. Bases 1 to 1653 code for a protein of 550 amino acids.